AUGACGGCCGAGGGACGGCAGCUGUUGGCCGACACGAGCUAUGAUGGCGAUCUGUCAUCGCUCGAGAAGAGCUGGCAGCGGGGCGUACCGGAAGAUGCCUGGCGCGCUGCUCUACGACCGCGAGUGUUGCGCUCCUUCUGGCGACUAUGCCUGCUCCUUUGUCUCGUCGGCGCGACCGUGUACAUGGUGUGCUUCACUUCCCUGGCAUCUCCGCCGAGCAGCUGGCAAGCGAUGGGUCAGAAUACGCUUGACCAUAUCACAGAGCUAGCAGGGUCGAGCUCAGCGUUCAGCUGGUCAACGAGCACCUUGUCCUGUCGCUAUCCGUUCAAAAUCUAUGUGUACGACCUCCCGCAGAAGCACACUACUGACUUGGUCGAGUCCGUCAUGUCGUUGAACUAUUUCUGCACAUGGGAUUGCGUCCAUGCGCAGUUCACGGCGGAAAUCCAGAUGCACCGCUAUUUGCUGCAGAGUUGCGCGAGGACAGACGAUAUCGAAGAGGCAGAUCUGUACUAUCUGCCUGUCUAUGUGACCGCCGAGACGCGACGCAACAGCACCGACGGCUUCGCACAAGGACACGCCAUCCACGCAGCGCUGUCUGGUCAGAAUAUGACCGCGUUGGAGCAGUAUUAUGGCAUCAACACGAGCUAUGUCUCCCGGUAUCCUGAGCGACACGUCUAUUACUCGGCGCAUCCACGGACGGGAUGGCAUCCGCUCUGGUCAGAUGACGCUAUAGAUACUACUCGCGCGAUAAAGAUGACAAACGAAGUGCCGGCCCCGAUGCUCGUCAAUCGCACAGAGCACAACUUUGUCGUGAUGCCGUAUGACGUACAGAAUGCUCCCUGGCGGCCUGAACGCGAAUGGACGCUGGCAUCCAAGCGUCGCAUGACGAUCUUCAGUAUAUUUGGCACUCAUGGCCUAGGUGCUACAGUUCGUCAGCAGCUGGCAAGAAGUAGUCAGACGUACCGCGGUCCUGCGAGCGUUGGCUUGACCGACUUUGCGAAUGCGACAGUCACGUACGAGCGGUUUGGGCUCAACUUGACAAGGGACGAUCAUCCGAUGUUCCAUUCGGCAUUCUGCGCUGUUCCUGCCGGCGACACACCAACGACCCGGAGACUCUUCAAUGCCAUUUUUGCAGGCUGCAUACCCGUCAUAUUCUCAGACGAGCUCGUACUACCCUUCCACCGAAGCCAGAUACCCUACGAAGAUAUGCUGCUGCGGUACCCGAUGGAUCAGGAUGAGGCAGGCCUUCACAAGAUCUAUGACGACCUCCACAGAAUGCAGUUAGACGGCACGGCAGACAAGAUGCAACGCGCACUGAAUCACCAUCGGCGCAAGCUAGAAUUCGAGCUACCGUUCGAGAUGACACCCGGGGUCAACUACACGUCUUUCCGGGGUCCGGACCGAUCACAGACUGGCGACGCCUUCGAUUAUGGCAUGCGUGAACUUGCGAUGCGCGUUGCCGACCUGAGUGCUAGCUGA
Molecule: messenger RNA, 1479 nt
Organism: Mixia osmundae IAM 14324
Lineage: Eukaryota; Fungi; Basidiomycota; Mixiomycetes; Mixiales; Mixiaceae
Product: glycosyltransferase family 47 protein
Exons: 2
Coding region: 1-1479 (492 amino acids)
Molecular function (GO): glycosyltransferase activity
Source: RefSeq, a predicted model, not a curated record